Messenger RNA from Myzus persicae (green peach aphid), 711 nucleotides. It is a transcript of the gene MED9, whose product is annotated as mediator of RNA polymerase II transcription subunit 9. Gene Ontology annotation, biological process: regulation of transcription by RNA polymerase II. The record is from RefSeq and is a predicted model, not a curated record. Lineage: Eukaryota; Metazoa; Arthropoda; Insecta; Hemiptera; Aphididae. The transcript has 3 exons. The coding region runs from base 321 to 629 and encodes 102 amino acids. Gene Ontology annotation, cellular component: mediator complex. Gene Ontology annotation, molecular function: transcription coregulator activity.
GUUCAACAAAAGUUUUGAUUGUCUAAUUAAUGUUUGAACAAUUUGAACGACAUACAACAUUUUUAAAUUGUAUAGCUAUUUUUAUAUUUUGAAACUUACAUUUUACAUUUUAAUCAAUUACCAUUUUUAUAUAUUUACUAUUAACUAAGUUAUAGACCUAACAUUGAUUAUUAUUGUUAAGAUCUAUAAUUGUAAGUACUAUCUUCUCUCUACUUGUACAUUAGUACGUUACAACUAUCUAUUUAUUUACUAUUAUAUAUUAAGUACCAGUUAGUAGGUAUGUUUAUUUUUUAAUUAUUACAAGUUUAAAAGGAUUAAAUAUGGAGAACACUAUUACCGUCAAUGAUGUGGAUACAGAUUUUUUACCAUUAAUUCAUGAUAUUAUAAAAAGCGGUGAAAGAGAAAAUCAUGAACCUCAGAAAUCAGCCCAAGAAAUAUCACAAAAAAUACAAGAUUUACAAAAAAAAAUUGAUCAAGCGCGAAGUGAUAUUCGUAAAUUACCUGGAGUCCAAUACAAUAGUGAGCAGCAGUUAAAAGCUAUGGAUGAUCUCCGUCAAUCUUUACAAAUGAAAAGACAACUAUUAUUAAAAUAUAGACAUAUGUAUUCAUUUGAUGUACCAAAGUAUUAAGAUCGAAUUUAACAAUACUUUGAAUAUUUUGUUCGUGUAAUUCGUCUUUUUUUUUUAAAAUAAAUAAUUGAACACACUUUUA